Messenger RNA from Marmota monax (woodchuck), 1535 nucleotides. RefSeq names its product tektin 4 (gene Tekt4). The record is from RefSeq and is a predicted model, not a curated record. NCBI's taxonomy places the organism in Eukaryota, Metazoa, Chordata, Mammalia, Rodentia, Sciuridae. Bases 131 to 1474 code for a protein of 447 amino acids. Gene Ontology annotation, biological process: cilium movement involved in cell motility; cilium assembly. The transcript is spliced from 6 exons. Gene Ontology annotation, cellular component: microtubule cytoskeleton; sperm flagellum; nucleus.
UCGCUUGGGCGACCAGGAGCUGCUUUCUCUUGAGACACUGUGGCUGGUGCUGUCCUGCUGACCUGGCUGCUGACUUCCAGUGACCCUCCCCCUUGUGCCCCACCCAGCCCCUGGCUGGGUGGCCAGCACCAUGGCACAGACUGAUGUGCUACUGACUAAGGAGCCGGCCCCGCAGACCGUGCCACCGUGUGAGCUAUCGCCCAAGGUGUAUGAUGUGGCCUGCAAUACGGGGGCCUAUACGUCCUCAGGCCUGGCCACCACCGGCUUCCGCACGGCCAAGUACCUGAUGGACGAGUGGUACCAGAACUUGUAUGCCCACUACCACCAGGCCUUUGCGGACCGUGACCACUCAGAGCGGCAGCGGCAUGAGAGCCAGCACCUGGCAUCGGAGACAGAGGCGCUGGCCCAGCGCACGCAGCAGGACUCCACGCGCAGGGUGGGCGAGCGCCUGCACGACAUGCACAGCUGGAAGUCAGAGCUGCAGCGGGAGGUGGAGGAGCUGAUCGCAGAUACUGACGGGCUGCUGGCCCAGAAGCUGCGGCUGGAGCGUGCCCUGGACGCUUCGGCAGUGCCCUAUUCCAUCGCCAUGGACAGCCUGCAGUGCCGGGAGCGCCGCCAGCACCCUGACCUCGUGCGGGACCAUGUGGAGGUGGAGCUGCUGAAGGAGGCUGAGCUCAUCCGGAACAUCCAGCAGUUGCUGAAGAGGACCAUCAUGCAGGCUGUGAACCAGAUACGGCUGAACCGGCAGCACAAGGAGACUUGCGAGAUGGACUGGUCAGACAAGGUGGAGUCCUACAACAUUGAUGAUACCUGUGCCCGUUACAACAACCAGAGCACCCAAGUGCAGUUCCACCCACACUCCACCAAGCUGGAGGAAAGCGCUUCCACGCCCGAGACCUGGGCCAGGUUCACUCAAGACAACCUGCUCCGCGCCGAGCGGGAGCUUCUGGCCUCGGCCAACUUGCGGACGCUCAUCGACGCAAUCCUGCGGGACACCAGUGAGGACCUGCAGCUGCAGUGCGACGCCGUCAACCUGGCCUUCUCGCGCCGCUGCGAGGAACUGGAGGACGCGCUCCACAAGCUGCGGUGCCACCUGCACAAGAUCCUGCGGGAGAUCACUGACCAGGAGCACCAGGUGGCCGUGCUGAAGCAGGCCAUCAAGGACAAGGAGGCCCCGCUGCGCGUGGCCCAGACCCGCCUGUAUCAACGCUCAUUCCGGCCCAAUGUGGAGCUGUGCCGGGACACUGCCCAGUUCAGGCUGGUGAGCGAGGUGGAGGAACUGCACAUGUCCCUGGAUGCACUGAGGGAGAAGCUCCAGGAGGCAGAGCAGGCAUUGUGCAACCUGGAGGAGACACGUCUGAGCCUGGAGAAGGACAUCGCCAUCAAGACCAAUAGUCUGUUCAUCGACCGCCAGAAGUGCAUGGCCCACCGCGCCCAGUACCCCAGUGUCCUCCAGCUGGCCGGCUACCAGUGACUGCUGCUGGCACCCGGUGGUACUGUGUUGUCCCAAAUAAAAAACAUAUUGACUUUCUGCA